AUGUAUUCCACUUCGAUGCAGAAGUGCAUCGUGGAGGGCGAUUCUCGUGGAUACGGCCGGGAGAUGUUCAAGUCCCAGCAGAAGCUGAAGCUCACGAGUGCCGACGCGAUCUACUGCUUCGUCUCCGGACACUGCAACAACACGCAGGUUACUGAAAAGACAACGAUGCAGGAAGCUCAAGGCAUCUGCAACAAGCUUUACGGACAGAGGUGGACAGAACUCGGCUGGAAGGACUACAUGGCGGUGCUGGCACGUGCCCUGGAGGUUGCGACCAAGCACCACAUCCCCAAGGAGUGGAACUUCACCGGAUGGGGCUCCCUGGUUAAAAUCGCCCGUCAUGAGGCCGGGAUUUCAGCAAUGACAGCGUGUGCAAUGGGAAACUUCCAGUGUGACGUUACCUACUGCCAGAUGAACUAUUGCCACAACGACCGAUUCCGAGCAAAGUUCGGCCUCGUUUUUCAAAGCGCGUGGCUCAAGCAUGAUUGUGUCGUCGCCGUGCAAGACAUGAGAGAAAUGGUCGCCCAUGAAGAGCAAGCAAACACAGAGCACAAGUGCAAAGCGUCAAACCGAUUCUGUUGCGAACAGCAACAAAGCUACCCUUGCGGCAUGGAAGAAGCACAUACACAUGACCUGCCUAUCCUUCCACACAGCUACUUGGCGGAGCAGAGGGAAACGGGUGCAACGCGUGCAGUGCUGUUGAAGUUUUUGGAGCAAGUCUUGGAUUCGCCGUCUCUGCGAGGCCUGAUCGAUCCUGACCCACCACGUCAGCAGGCGAUUCUUCCAAGGGAGGAGGCGGAUUUUUGCGAUUACUUUUGUCAUUGUCGUGAGCCAAGACUAGCAGCUGCAUCUUUGGGAGGGGUGGGAGCAAAAGGGCUGUGCUGCCUGGUUGUUGAGCUGAGCUCGCGCCCCUCCUAUCUCCACGAGUCUUCAUGUGCAGUGAUUGACCGCGGCCCGGCAUGCCUUGUCGAUGACAUCGAGCAGGAAGGUCUGGAAUCGGUCAGUGCUAUGCAGCUCUCCACGAGGUUUGCAUCGCACGAAGCUCCCGAGUUGCCGAUGCGACUGCACCAGGGGCUGGUCGAUCUCAGGGCCAGCAUGGUGCUGAAACAAAUGGAGCUGCUGCGGAUGGUGGACCGGCAGCUGGAAGAAGCGAAGCAGGUCAGUGUCCACGGGAGCGCUUCAGCGUCGGUGUCGGUGAAGCCUCACAGUGAAAGCAUCACGUUCCGGUCGAACUUUGGGACCCCGGUCGGCCCAGAGGAAUUGCAGACGUCUUCUGCGAUAUCGUCUGCGGAAAGGACACAUCUCAAACAGGCAGCACCGAAGAAGGCCUUGCGGGCGUCGACUGCGCCGCCGUUGGAGGAGACCGUCCAAGUCCUACAUGCGCCCUCUCCAAGAAGACGGAGGAAGAGCUUCACGGACGAGGAUGAUGAGCAGACUCCGAAGUUGCAAAGGAGCUUGAAGAGCAGCGACGAGGAUUCCAUCAUCUUCGAGAAUAUUGUUCCCGGUGCGGCCACCCCCUCCAAGACCCCAAAGAAGUCCAGGACUAUUGCCAGCGCAGCGUUGCCAUCCCUUUCGACCAAGCGCAGGCGCAUGUCCUGGUUCACCAAGCAGUCCGAGAGGGGAAGCAAGAUGAAAAACAUGCAGGUUACAGCCAAGCCUCAAGUCGCACGUCUGAGUACCGCGGAGAAGGACUUGGCAGAAAAGGAGGGCCAAAAUCAUUCUGUUGGCCUCUUCGGCAAGUACCACAAUGAGUACUCGGUGGCUCAAGUCAGAAAGAAUGUCGAAGAGGGACUCGAGUGGGAUCGCAUGGACAGCAUGAGAGCUGAGAACCGCUGCCUGACGAUCGUCCGAAACCCGUGGUUUGAGCGCCUGACGUUGUCCGUCAUCUUCUUGAAUGCCGUGGAAAUGGCAAUCAACGCCGAAUUCAGCGACUACACGGUGAUAACUGAAGCGGACCCGAUCUUCAUUGUAGCAGAAGUCUUGUUUUGCAUCUUCUUCACUGUGGAGCUUGUCAUCAGAUAUGCCACCUAUAUUUCCACCUGCCAAGCAUUGAAAGACGCGUGGUUCUCCUUCGACUUCUUGCUGGUUGUGCUUAUGAUUGCAUUCGUAGACUUGCUUCUUUUUAUCAUCUUGCUAACAUCUGACAUUAAGAUGGAUGUGAGCUUGCGGUGUUUGCCAACCGUCUAUCGGACAUGCGAUCUUCUUGAGGUCUUUCCACUUCUGAGUGCGGUCGGGCAGGGCGGAGACACUCUCAACACAGCCAAUGCUCUGCGAGUGGCGCGUGUGCUGCGAGUGCUCCGAACCGCGCGCAUGGCCCCUCAGCUGCAAAAGGCCUUGUCAAAGAUCGACCAUCUUGUGCAGCUGACCCGUGCUCGUUUAGUGAAGCUGAUGCCAGAGUUGAUGAUCCUCGUGAAGGGCAUGCUGGUGGCCUGCCGUUCAGUCUUCUUUACACUGGUCCUGCUGCUCCUCAUCACUUUCGUCUUCAGCAUCACCUUCAUCGAGUUCAGCCGUGGCCACCCAAGCUUGGAAAAUGAGUAUUUCUCCUCUAUGGGCACUUCUAUCAUGACGCUGAUCUUGAGAUGCGUGCUUCCAGAUCAGGAGGUCUUCUUCAAUAUCAUCGCCUCAGAGAGUUGGCCGCUGGCAGCGCUUGUCUUGCUGUUUAUCCUACUCGGAUCCUUAACGGUGAUGAACAUGCUGUUGGGCGUCCUCGUAGAGGCUGUGAAAACGGUUUCGACGAUCGAGCGAGAACAGCUGGAUGCCGACUUUGCCAGAAAAGUUCUGUGGGAGCUCAUCGACAAGGAGGGCGAUGAGGAUGGGGACAACUUACUCUCAGAGAAGGAGUUCGUGAACCUCUUGAAGAAGCCGAAGGCAGCCCGAGCCUUGAUGAGCCUGGGCGUGGAUGUGUCGGCUGCUUACGACUACGGCAAGCUGCUUUUCGAGGAUGGUGAGAAGGCAUCCUUCGUGGAUUUCAUGCAAGCUAUGCUGACUCUUCGUGGCUCGAACAAGACCACAGUGAAGGAUAUUGUCGAGCUCCGCAAGUUCUUGUCUGAGGAGUUCCAUCAAGUCGAGACGUUGGUUUGUGAGCUCUGCAACUUCCUCGGCGAGAUUAUGGAACCUACUUCCACGUCACAGUAUGCCACGCCAAG
Symbiodinium sp. CCMP2456 is the source of this 3143-nucleotide messenger RNA. The record is from the annotation of a GenBank genome assembly. NCBI's taxonomy places the organism in Eukaryota, Dinophyceae, Suessiales, Symbiodiniaceae.